CGCGGAGGCAGCGGCCAGGCCCGGCCCCGCGGCUCGCGAUCUUUCUUUGGAUAGUUGUGUUGAAGAUGAAGGUCAGAGGGUUGAGCUGGUGAGGAGGAGGAGCCCAACACCUUGAAGGGACAACUCCAGAUUUCAGGUUGGGCGUCUGGAGGCGGCGGUGCCUGGAGCCCCAGCAGAUGGAGAAGCCAAGUGAGCUCUGACUGCACAGCUGCUCUGGGGCACAACUCUGGCAAUGUAUCCUACAAGGGUGUCCGGCGAGGAGUGCAAUGGCAUCAACAGCAUGGCGGCGGAGAGCGGCCCCGGCACGAGGCUGAGGAACCUGCCGGUGCUGGCCGAGGGCCUGGACGCCUCCCAGAUGUCCAGCAGCCAGGCACAGGCCCAGCCGCCGCCGGGCAGCCUGGUGGGGGUCAACCCCCCGCCCCCAGAGACCUCCAACCCCAACAAGCCCAAGCGCCAGACCAACCAGCUGCAGUACCUGCUGAAGGAGGUCCUCAAGACCCUCUGGAAGCACAAAUUUGCGUGGCCUUUCCAGCAGCCUGUGGACGCCGUCAAGCUCAACCUGCCGGACUACUACAAGAUCAUCAAGACCCCGAUGGACAUGGGAACAAUCAAGAAGCGCUUGGAGAACAACUACUACUGGAACGCUCAGGAGUGCAUCCAGGACUUCAACACCAUGUUUACAAACUGCUACAUCUACAACAAGCCAGGAGAUGACAUUGUCUUAAUGGCAGAAGCUCUUGAGAAGCUUUUCCUCCAGAAGAUCUCAGAGAUGACCCCGGAGGAGACGGAAAUCGUCAUCGCCCAGACGAAAGGGAGAGGCCGUGCCAGGAAGGAAGCAGUGACGUCCAAGCCUGGCUCCUCCGCGGUCCCCAACGCCACCCAAGCCUCGUCCCCGGCGCCGCCGGUGCCGCCGCAGCCUCCUCUGCCGUCGGCGCAGCCUCCGCACCCCUUCCCCGCCGUCACCCCCGACCUCCUCGUGCAGCCUCCCGUCAUGACGAUGGUGCCUCCCCAAGCCCCCGUCCCGCCGCCGGCCCCCCAGGCCCCCGCGCCACCAGCCCCGGCCCCGCAGCCCCUCCAGUCCCACCCGCCGGUCAUCCCCACGCCCGCACAGCCUGUCAAGACAAAAAAAGGGGUGAAGAGGAAAGCAGACACCACGACGCCGACCACCAUCGACCCAAUCCAUGACUCUUCAUCGCUGCCCACCGAAGCCAAGUCCACCAAGCUGGGGCCCCGGCGGGAGAGCAGCCGCCCGGUGAAGCCUCCCAAGAAGGACGUCCCAGACUCCCAGCAGCACGCAGCAGAGAAGAGCAGCAAGGUCUCGGAGCAGCUCAAGUACUGCAGUGGCAUCAUCAAGGAGAUGUUCGCCAAGAAGCACGCGGCCUACGCCUGGCCCUUCUACAAGCCUGUGGACGUGGAGGCUCUGGGCCUGCACGACUACUGCGACAUCAUCAAGCACCCCAUGGACCUCAGCACCAUCAAGUCCAAGCUGGAGGGCCGGGAGUACCGCGACGCCCAGGAGUUCGCCGCCGACGUCCGGUUGAUGUUCUCCAACUGCUACAAGUACAACCCUGCGGACCACGAGGUGGUGGCCAUGGCCAGGAAGCUGCAGGAUGUGUUUGAGAUGCGCUUCGCCAAGAUGCCAGACGAGCCGGAGGAGCCUGUGGUGCCAGCCUCCUCCCCCGUGGUGGUGCCACCCCCCACCAAGGUGGCACCGCCGUCCUCCAGCGACAGCAGCAGCGACAGCUCCUCGGACAGCGACAGCUCCUCCGACGACUCCGAGGAGGAGAGAGCUCAGCGCCUGGCCGAGCUCCAGGAGCAGCUCAAGGCUGUGCACGAGCAGCUGGCAGCUCUGUCUCAGCCCCAGCAGAACAAACCAAAGAAGAAGGAGAAGGACAAGAAGGAGAAGAAGAAGGAGAAGCACAAAAAGAAAGAGGAACUGGAGGAGGCCAAGAAAAGCAAAGCCAAGGAGCCACCACCCAAGAAGGCCAAGAAGACCAACAGCAACGCCUCCAGGUCAGCCCUCAGCAAGAAGGAGCCGGUGGCCAUGAAGAGCAGCAAGGGCCCUGCGGGCUACGAGUCGGAGGAGGAGGAGAAGUGCAGGCCCAUGUCCUACGAGGAGAAGCGGCAGCUGAGCCUGGACAUCAACAAACUGCCCGGGGAGAAGCUGGGCCGCGUGGUGCACAUCAUCCAAUCGCGAGAGCCCUCGCUCAAGAACUCCAACCCCGACGAGAUUGAGAUCGACUUCGAGACGCUGAAGCCGUCCACGCUGCGGGAGCUGGAGCGCUACGUCACCUCCUGCCUGCGCAAGAAGAGGCGGCCCCCAGCAGAGAAGGUGGAUGUCCUGGCUGGCUCCUCCAAGAUGAAAGGCUUCUCCUCCUCCGAGUCGGAGAGCAGCAGUGAGUCCUCCUCCUCCGACAGCGAAGAGUCCGAAACAGAGAUGGCACCAAAACUGAAGAAGAAAGGGCACUCGGGGCGAGAGCAGAAGAAGCAUCACCACCACCACCACCAAGCGGCGCAGCAGCCGCAGCCGCAGCCUCCCCCUCCACAGCCGCCGCAGCCGCCGCAGCCGUGCCCGCCCCAGCAGGCUCUGCCCCCUCCGCCCGUCCCGCCUCAGGCUCCUCCCCCCAUGAAGUCUUCUCCUCCGCCCUUCGUCCCAGCUCAGGUCCCCGUCCUGGAGCACCCCCUGCCGGGGACCAUGUUCGACACCAUGACCCACUUCAGCCAACCCAUCCUGCACCUGGCGCAGCCGGAGCUGGCGCCGCACCUGCCGCAGCCGCCCGAGCACAGCACUCCGCCGCACCUCAACCAGCAUGCAGUGGUGUCUCCUCCAGCUUUGCACAACGCUCUGCCUCAGCAGCCCUCCAGACCCAGCAACCGAGCGGCGGCGCUGCCCCCGAAGCCUCCUCGCCCCCCGGCCGUGUCGCCAGCCCUCGGCCAGCAGCAGCCUCUGCUCCCUCAGCCCCCUCUGCCCCAACCGCCCCAGGUCCUCCUGGAGGACGAAGAACCUCAGCCGCCGCCUCCGCCGCCGCCGCCUCCUCCUCCUCCUCACCACAACCUGCCUCUGAGCACCAGCCAGAUGCAGCUCUACCUUCAACAGCUGCAGAAGGUCCAACCUCAGACUCCUCUUCUCCCUUCAGUGAAGGUCCAAUCGCAGCCUCCGCAGCCUCCUCCGCCGCCGCCGCCGCAGCAGCAGCCUCCGCCGCAGCCUCCGCCGCAGCCGCCGCUGCCCCCGGCGCACCCCGCGGUGCAGCAGCUGCAGCACCAGGCGGCGCCGCGGCCGCUGCACAUGCAGCCCAUGUCCUUCCCGGCACACCUGCCUCAACCCCAACCUCCGCCGCCGCAGCCGCAGCCGCCGCAGCCGCCGCAGCAGCACUCGGCCCCCCAGGCGCCGCCGCAGCAGCCGCAGCCGCAGGCGGCCAAGCCCCAGCAGGUCAUCCAGCACCACCCCUCGCCGCGCCACCACAAGCCUGACCCCUACACCACCGGUCACUUGAGGGAAGCUCCUUCCCCUCUCAUGAUGCAUUCCCCACAGAUGCCGCAGUUCCAGGCUUUGGUCCACCAGUCCCCACCACAGCAAACCAUCCAGCCAAAAAAACAGGAGCUGCGGGCGGCGGCGGUGGUGCAGUCGCAGCCCCUGGCGGUGAAGGAGGAGAAGAUUCAUUCCCCGGUGAUCCGCAACGAGGCCUUCAGCCCCCCCCUGCGCCAGGACCCCCCCAAGCACCCCGACAGCAUCAAAGCUCCACAGCACCUCCCGCAGCGGACAGAGAUGAAGCCCCUCGAUGGAGGCCGUCCUGUCAUCAGACCCCCAGAGCAGAACCCAACCCCACCGGGGGUGCAGGAGAAGGAGCGGCAGAAGCAGGAGCCCAAGACCCCUGUGGCCCCCAAAAAGGACCUGAAGAUCAAGAACAUGGGGUCCUGGGCCAGCCUGGUGCAGAAGCACCCAACCGCCCCCUCCGCCACCGCCAAGUCCUCCAGCGACAGCUUCGAGCAGUUCAAGAGGGCGGCGCGGGAGAAGGAGGAGCGCGAGAAGGCCCUCAAGGCCCAGGCGGAGCAGGUGGAGCGCGAGAAGGAGAGGCUGAGGAGGGAGCAGGAGAGGAUGAGGAGCAGGGAGGAUGAGGAGGCUCUGGAGCAGGCCCGGAGGGUGCACGAGGAGGUGCGGCGGCGCCAGGAGCAGCAGCAGCAGCAGCAGCAGUCGGUGCCAGUCCAGGUGCCAGUCUCGGCGGCGGCUCCCCAGCCCCAGAGCUCCCAGCCCCAAUCCUCCCAGUCCAUGCUGGACCAGCAGCGGGAGAUGGCCAGGAAGAGGGAGCAGGAGCGGAGGCGCCGGGAAGCGAUGGCUGCCACCAUCGACAUGAACUUCCAGAGCGACCUCUUGGCCAUCUUCGAGGAGAAUCUCUUCUAGCAGCACCCCUGGGGGAGGGGGAGGGGAGCCCUAACUGGGAGCUACUGGGAGGGGGCUGCCAGGACCCCUCCAGACGGGACUGGAGACAAAAAUUCCACAGCAAAAUUCCCAAUUUUUGGGGUUUGGUUUUUUUUUUUUUUUUUUUUUU
Molecule: messenger RNA, 4547 nt
Organism: Indicator indicator
Lineage: Eukaryota; Metazoa; Chordata; Aves; Piciformes; Indicatoridae
Gene: BRD4
Product: bromodomain containing 4
Exons: 22
Coding region: 233-4399 (1388 amino acids)
Biological process (GO): positive regulation of transcription elongation by RNA polymerase II; chromatin remodeling
Cellular component (GO): chromatin; nucleus
Source: RefSeq, a predicted model, not a curated record